AUGCCAUCGCACCCUGCAAAACGAAGAAACUCUUUCCUCUCGCCACAACAAGAACCCUCGGUCAAGAAAGCUGCACUCCUCACUCACCAGUCGUGGGAGGAGGAAUUCUUUGAUGACACUGAUAUUCCCAGCGACACAUACAGAGCUUGGGUUUCUGAUGAUGAGGAAACUCCUCUCCGCUUUCAAUCUACGUUGAGGUUAAUCCGUCCCUUGAAUGAUCCGCCACUAGGCGCAUCGGCCCAAGUAUGGCUUGCGGUGUCGGAUCUUGGGGCAUUUGCCGUCAAACUGUUUACCCCGUAUACCGAUGAAGACGCGGCAGCACAAGCAGAACGCCUGCCAUACCCGAAGCCCAGCAUACAAAAAGUUCUGCAUGAUUGCCAUCCGUUCGUGUUAGAGACGAGGGCUUACGAACGCAUCCGCAAGUCCUGUCUGCCUUCUCAGCGAUUCUUUUUCCUGCGGUAUUAUGGAAUAGUCGACAGCCCUCUUCUUCCACCUCCAUACCAGCGGCGAGCCCGGCCUUGGGUUCGCGAAGGCAUUGUGCUGGAGUACUUGACACCUGGGCAACGAAGCGGACGGCUAUAUGCGGAUAAUCGUUCCGAUCGUGCACGAACGUAUCUCGAGUCGCUACAGGCUGAGUUUGUGUGUCUCGACCUCUCAAAAAUUGAGAAGAGGUGGUAUCUCAGCGUCCUAGGUGAUCGAAUUCGGAUGAUAACGGCUUUAAAUGGACUUGGAAUAUCUCAUGGCGACGUCAAGCCCGACUGUUUUGGUCUGCCAGAUUCGCCACAUGAUAUUGCUCUAUACGAUCUCGGCCAUUCUUACACCUUCACUCCAGACCGUCCCUGUAUCACUAAUGGCACCCGCCGUCUACGACCGCUAAAGCUCGCGGAGAAAGUCGAUUGUCGUAACGCCCAACACACCGUCCUCAAGAUGGUCAAGUCGGAUCAUUUAUUCAAUCACUUUAAACGGCUACAAGGGACGACCGAAGAGGAUCCACGCAAAGCCCUACGCUUUGCCAUUGACCAGAGUUCGCUAGCAACCGAUCUCCCACUUAUUAUCCUUUCCGGUCUUCUCGAGGACGACGGCCCAUUUUUCCCCUCUCUUUCUUCAAUCCUGCCAUUCCUGGAGCCAGCAGCAUCCGGGCGACCAGCGACUUGGACAGUGGCCAUGGCAAACCAGCUCGACCGCUUUGUCGCGCGCAACCGCGACACCGUUCAGGGCGAAGAACUUGGCUUCGCCGACCGCCAUGCUCCAGUCGCCAGCGAGGACACCGCGGACAGAGAAGGCGUGAACGCACGCAGAGCUCAAGAAGGCGCCAAUGACCUUUCCGAUGUCGGCUGGUGA
This is a messenger RNA of Fonsecaea monophora, 1341 nucleotides long. RefSeq lists its product as hypothetical. The coding region runs from base 1 to 1341 and encodes 446 amino acids. The record is from RefSeq and is a predicted model, not a curated record. Lineage: Eukaryota; Fungi; Ascomycota; Eurotiomycetes; Chaetothyriales; Herpotrichiellaceae. The transcript is spliced from 5 exons.